AUAAUGGAGCAACCGGAAACCUGGCGCUUCCACCCGGAGUGCGCAGGGAGCGUGAGGGGUGCGAACGAGCGCAGCGGAGAACACGCCGGGCGGGCUACCGGGCCGCGUACUCGAUAGGAUGGGCAGUCGGUAGAAGAGUUUUUGCGCUUGUGUGCGGCUCGCCAGGUGGGUCGCUGUCUGGUUCGCUGGGAGGCGGGUGCUCUGCUCUUCCGAUGCGGAGGGAGGAGGGAGUCACGGAUGGGGGAUGGAAGUCAUCUGAGAAGAAACUAGUCAUCCCUGGUCAGGGCUCCAUCUGAAACCGGCCGGCGCGGCAGUCGGGAAGCGUGGACCGGAGAGGCUCACAGCGCGAUGGGAACAGACCGAGAACGGCGCUCAGCGGGCAGAGAGAGAGGCAGGAAUCCAUCGGAGCGUCCAAUCUGGAACUAACCCUCGUUGUGCAAGGGCGGGGGAUAUUAACCGGAGCGAAUCACCUGAAGCCCGGGUUGAGACAGCAAUUUAAAGGGGAAGGAGCGAGGAGUGCGGAGGAGUUACAAGGGGAGGGGCCGGCGGCUAGUUGAGGAAUAUGGCGGAGCAGAAGAACAUCCAGUCGGCGGCCAGCAAGAGUAUCCGCCCGUUCAGAUCCAGCGAGGAAUAUCUGUACGCUAUGAAGGAGGACCUGGCCGAGUGGCUCAACGCCCUGUACGAUCUGGACAUACACGUGGACUCUUUCAUGGAAACACUGGAGACGGGAUGUGCUCUGUGCCAACACGCCAACAACGUCAACCAGACUGCCCUGGAGUUUGAGCACAAGUGGCCGGAGACGGCCGGAAGGAUGAAGGUUCCCCGCAACGGGGUGACUUUCGCCUCCAAGAACGUGCAGCCCGGCUCCUUCAUCGCCAGGGACAACGUGUCCAACUUCAUUGAUUGGUGCCGGCAUGACCUGGGCAUCCAGGACGCUCUGAUGUUCGAGACCAACGACCUGGUCCUCCGCAAGAACGAGAAAAACUUCGUGCUGUGCCUGCUGGAGGUGGCCAGGCGGGGGUCCAAGUUCGGGAUGUUGGCCCCAAUGCUGAUCCAGAUGGAGGAGGAGAUCGACGAGGAAAUGCGCGAUGCGUUGGAAGAGCCGCUCGACGAGAAGACGUUCCGUCCCCGAGUCCAGAGGAGGCUGUGCGACUUCAAAAAUCUGGACGCCAUGGUGCGUGAGAUCCUUGGCUACUGCUCUUGUCCUUCCCAGUUCCCUAUGACUAAAGUAUCCGAGGGUAAAUAUAAAGUCGGUGAGACCAGCACGUUGAUCUUCAUCAGAGUUCUGAGGAAUCAUGUGAUGGUACGUGUUGGAGGAGGCUGGGAUACCCUUGAGCACUAUCUGAACAAACAUGAUCCCUGUAGGUGUACAUCAUCAACACAUCGCUAUCAACCAGUGAAACCUCAGUCCAAGACUUCCGUGAGCAACAGCCCUCUCGCCUCCAGAGCCCCAAGUCCUGGACCGCACCGCUUCUACGAAGGCCUGAAUAUCUCAAGACUACCUGAUAAUGCUAGGCACAUGGACAAGCGGACAACCCCUGCGGCGGAGUUGUCAGCCACAAAACAAAACGGAUUAUCUGCCGCAACACGAGACGGACCAUUCAACCCAGCUAACAGUGGAAACAAAAAUGAGACACCAAGGUUUCAGAGUACACCUGGCAAUCCAGCUGAGUUGGCAAAUAAACGCUUCCAGCAAACACCAGACCCAGGAAGGACUAUCUCAUCUCGAUCAUACGACUGGUCAGAACCAAGGAUUUCUGGUCUUGGGAGACAAGGGGAAUCGUCCAUACCACGACGGCAAGCGGGAGAACGCCAACAGGCAUCCAGCAAGAAGGGCCUCCAGAAAACGGCCUUCACGCCUCGGAAGCUCUCAAGUGACGACGUGCUGAUCGUAGACCGGAGAGACGGGGUGCACUUUGUGCAGCGGCCGGUGGCUCAGCGUGCUCCUGCUGAAAAGGCCCUUGAAGUGAAGCGAAGAAGCCAGUCGUCCGACCCGCUGAAGCAGUUUUCCGAGCGCGACGGGUCGGCCUGCCAGCUCAGCGCGUAUUUACCGCAACGGGGCAGGUCCCGCCUGCCCCGGGGACCCGCCAGGACCCCUUCCAACCCGAGCCAGAACUCGCCCGCGCCCGUCAAGGGGAAAGCUCAACGCGGCGACGGAAUGAGCCACCGGGGAAGGGAGACUCCGCGCUCCCGGGGCCAUGCGGGCGAUAGGGGGGAAGCCGAUAAAAGAGCGGCCAGGGUCAAAUCCCCCGCCCGAUCCAGAUACCAAACUGCGACCGGGCAACCCAAGUAUCCCACUGCCAAGACCAAGGCCUCUACCAACACAGCCAGCUCUUCCAGCCCCGCACCUACGGCUUUCGCAGCCAGACCGCCACUGUCCGUGCCCCGGACCGCCACGGGCACUCACCGUGUCUUGCGCUACGAUAAGAACCAGAACGUGAUUAGCGUGGACUCCGAGCGCCGGCGGUCUUCCAGCAGCUGCUGCGGUACCAGCGGCUGCUCCCCAAAUUCAGAGCCGGAGAGUUUCGACCCGGUUCAGGCUUUCCAUUCCCUCACAGAAGACGAGCUGUACAGGAGCUUCGAGGAAGAGUUUCUGGCCAACGCGAGGCAGAUUUCCCUGGACAGCAAUGGUACUGAGGGCAGUGACACGCUUCCCGUCACCGGUGAAAGCCAGCCAGUUGCUGAAGCCCAGCAGGAGACUACAGAUCCCGCACCCAGACUCGCCACUGUGAAUGACCUGGGAACGGAUGCAGAAACGCCGACCCGGACCCCACCGGAGCGGACUAACAGCCCGGGGCUGGGCAAGACCCGGCCACAGAAUGGUCUGGACAUUGCAGGCGGCUUGAACUGGAAUGAAGGCCUAGAUGGCCUAAAUGCUGUAAAAACGAUAGAGAAGGUAAGGGAGCCCAUCCUCUUGAGUCCUCAGGGCGAAACAGAAUUAUAUACGUUCGGGCUCCGCUGUGCCUCCGACCUGCCGAGUCCCCCUGACGAGGAGGAGGUCGGAAAUGGACAGAUCCCCGAGGUCACUGCAGGGGACAGAACUAAUCCCCUGUUCCCGUGCGAUGAUCCAGGAUACGAGAACAGCGAGGGGUCCGUGAUUGAGACGUCCAGCGAGUCGUCCAUCAACCUCCACCAUAACUCGCACGGUGUCCAAAUGAGGCCGAGGAAGGGGGUGAAGAAACCUGACCGAGUGCCUUCCGUCUACAAGAUGAAGCUGCGCCCCAAGGUUCGGCCGCGGACAGACAACCGGCCCGAGAAGAGGCCCUCAAAAAUCCCCACCCCAAUCAACUGGAGGCAAGGACAGAAAUCUCCGCACCCCCUGCUGGACGGUAGCCACUGCCGGAGAAAACUGAAACACAAACUGAUCCUGUACAGUGAGGACCUCCAGAGUUCGAGAGAGGAUCUCCCGCCUUCGCCCGGCUCUGAUGGCGAGAGAGCUCCAACCCACAACGAUGACGAAGGCUCCUGGGUUUAAUUCCCGAUGUUUACGUCUCAGGAGUUCCAUUGCUUUACGCCUUCCAUUUGUAUUAACCUUGUCAUUAAAUGUAACUCAGGUCGAAUGCAACGCAGGUCUGUGUGGAAAAUUAACCUCCCACUUGGCUUCAACGUCGUUUGGUUGGAAAGGGGGAUUUGGACAGGUGGGGUCCUUGGGAAUCGCCAGUAACCGGGCGAUUGCUUGCCACCUGUUUGUUCCUAUAGGUUAUUCUUGCGGUUUGCUGAUACCUGAUGCACAUUGGAAGGAUUAAUUUGCUCAUUCAUCUUUGGCCAGUAAAAAGGGCUUCUUCACUCAACGGCGCCCUUGACUCGAGGAGGUGGAUGGAGAGACCAUUUGAAGUGUAAUACAAAAUGGCGUCGGCCGUUUGUUAUUUGCCUGUUUAGGUGCGGCGGGUCAGAGUGGACAAUUGACCCGGGCUGGUCCUGUCGGCUGUAGGAACUGGGCAUUGAUUAAAAGGGAAGCGUGUGGUAACGUCGCUACACCCUCCUCCACCCCGCGCAUUCCACUGACAGCUGGGCGAGGUUUAGUGCUGUUCGUGCCUUGAUAACAUGAUGCUGUGUUUUUUUUUCCCUGCAUCGGUGUAUUUUGGAAGGAAAAUUGGAGACAGUUUGGGGAGAGACGAUGGCCGCUGUUACCUGUAGCAAUUCAAAGAAUCUAAACCUAAUGCUGACCAUUCUAUACCUAGCCUUCUACUUAGUAACCAACCAAUGUACGUAAUAAUUGUGAUAAAAGGCAGUUUACUUCGUGCGCAAUGAAUAAUCUCCGUGCUAAUUUGUCUCUGUGAGCCCUGAGUUGUGUACAGUACCUUGGCGCUUUGAACGCCUGAUUCAUUGUUAGAUAGGAGCUGUGGAAUUUUAAACUGGAGCCUUCACGUUGCAUUCACUGGGGUCAAAAACGCUAAAGCGCACAAUUCAACAUGUAGCUGACUUCUCCGAAGGACAAAUGUAACCGGAGCCACCGACGUGCUACCGCGCUAGCCCAUUACAACCCGGACUGCCAAUGGUUAUAUAUUUAAAACUGCCCCGUCGAUUACAGACCACGGCAGCUUUCAAGGUGGCGCGUAAGGAAUCAGAAAUCAAGAGACUUGGGUGGGUUUCCGCGGAUAGCGCUGUGACAUUUUAUGCGUCGUUUGCACACUAAACUCUCAAACUUGCAAUCAAUCCAUUUUACGGUGUUGCACAGGAGUGCUGCACUUUUGGAUUCAUGCUGCUAAAAGUGAAGUGCGUGAGGGCACCUACGUCUGGCUCCAUUGCGUAAUUCCUACCUGCGGAUUGUAUUUACCUCAGGAUCCCGAUAAAUCAGUUUGCGUCCAUCCUGCAAGGUACAGUAAUGUUUUAAAAAAAGUUAAGAAAGCAGUACUGGAUAUGGAGACUCGCUGCAGUUCACUCACUGCGCCUUGUACUGAGGCUCAUCAUCCCGCAAACACUAUUUGUUUCAUAGACCUUGUAUAGAAGAUCAUAAUAUGAAUGCGAUCGACACGCUGUCAGUCGCAGCAGAGGGUAUCAGCAAAGAGCUUUAAACACUUACAUGGAGGCGGUUUCACGAGUGUGAUUUAUUUUCUGAGGCGUUCUCUAAAGGGUUUUGUCGGGGGCUUGGAGAAAGAACUUAAUUGUAUAAAUUUUUGUGCGGCAUUUUUUCCUCCUUGCUGUUGGGUUUUCAGACGUUCUCCAAAGCCCAGAGAGCUGGUUAAUCCAGCCGAGCAAGGUGAGUUCACCACUUCCCGGUAGUAUCUAGAGGCUGCCCGGUGUCCCGCCCCAGCAUGACGGCCAUCCUCCGGUGCGCCACGGUGACCCCUGCGUCACGUUCUGUCGUUGGUGGUGGCUACUCAGAAUGGCUUGGCAAAUGCCCUGGGCGGUUUGAGAGCAACUCCUCGCAUUGGCAGCCCCAAACCACACUGCGGCGAGACAGGGGAAUUGUGGGCACCAUCUAAAGUGGAGAAGGGAAAUCGCGCAGAACCGGGCACCCUGGUGCCCGAGGGAGCCGCGGUCGCUUUGCCAUUCAUUCUUCAUCCGCCUCAUGCUUUUUCCCCUGGUUCGGCCUCUGGGUUAAAGUGUCUUAAUAGUGCAGAUCACUCACCGUCACCUGUUCGAGCCAUGAGCUGUACGCCGCUAUUUACCAAAGACGUGUCGCUAGGUUUUAAAGUUCUCUCUCUAAUACAGGCAGUGUAAUUUGUGCUAAUUAUAAUUGCAAACUUUCAAGAGUGGAGUUUGCAGCCUGUCACUAUAUCUAUUCCUUAUGGAUUUUCCCAUAUCGUCACCGCCCCCACCCCCACCCUCAACUAAAAAAAAUCUAACUUUUCCAAGAAGUGUGGAUCUAAAUUCUAGUUCGAGCUCCGGCCCAAGCCAUGGUGUUUUUAAACUGCUGGUGAUCAUGACAUUGAUUAAAACCAGAGGCAGAUUAGGAUUACUCUGCUGUGAGAUGGUGGGGUUCCUGUGAUCUUUGGUCCGGAGAGUGGGGCAUCCGUGGUGAAUCUACAUUUAGUAAUUUCUAAUUUGAUUCGAUACUCACAGGAACCAACAAUUUAUUGCUGAUAAGAUUUGGUCCCCUGUCCCGCAGAAUCUGGAGGUGGAAACGUAUCAAUUAUCAAGAUGAGCCUCAGCAUCCAUUCUAGUUAAAAUUUGGGUGUAUUUGUCUAUCGAAAUGGCGUUGUAUUAUCUUUUCUCUAAUUAUAGAUCCAAUCCUGCUGCUACUUAAAAAUAAUGUAUUUGCACCACAAAGUGUUGUAAGUACAAAGUGUUACUUAUUCGGGACUUUUGACUGGACUUUAGGACCAGGCGCUUCCUGGCAUGGAAAAUAUAAAAAGUUAUACAGUGUACAGUUAUUAACUAUGCAAUUGUAGCGAUGAAAAUGCCUUGUUUCUUGAAACAAUUUUCAGUUAUUUAAGUACUGUUUGUAGCAAAUUGUACCCGGUCCUGCUGAAUAAUUUAGGACUGCUGCCCCAGGUGUGAAUUGUGGCGCGUUAACCCACAUAGUUAUAUCCUAAUAUAAGUACUUAACUAAUUUCCUACACAACACUUGAUCUUUGCGGGCUUCUUUCUUUCUGCAGACUGCGUUUGAAAACAUUUCUCUGCACAAUGCUUGCCAUUGAAAUGUUGAAUAAGAAAAUGUUAUUCAGAGAAGAAACUAUUCUCCGGACUGGAGAGGAACUGUUCUCCGGUAACAGGCGAGCAACUGUAUCAGGUUGUGAGCAAGAUGCAGAUGAUUACAAAGAAAAUUGAGCAUGUCUGAGUGGUCACCGUUUCACGCAUCGUCUGUCAGCGUCCUGUUGGACCUCACCGUUUACCUGAUUCUUCCUGGACAAGCGCACACAUUCUCUGUCUCUCUGCCUUGCAAGAGAGGAAAAUAAACUGGGAACCGAUCUAUGAGCACAAUGCGUUAACCAUAUUGAGGCAAAACUUUUCCACGUUCCAGUCCGGGGCCCAGCACUACGAGCUUUCCUUUUGCGUUGGGUGUGUGUGCGUGAGGGAGAGAGAAGAACUGAACGGGACUGCUCUGUAGGACUUGAACUGAACUUUGAUUCCAAAUUAUACACAUCGAGGUAGUAUUUCCAACGAGGAAACACAGCCGAUACGGAUGGGGCGAGAAAGCUGGCGACGGAGACAUGGGUGUCAACGACGAAUACGCUAGCUGCACCUAUUCACCGAAGAUGGGUAUUACUCUGGAGGAACCUUUAGUUAGACCCGUCUUUACCUGUAUCAACUAAGUGUUAAGUGUGUAUGUAAAACGUGUAACCAGGAGAACAGUACACAACGCUGUAAAAUGAAUGUUUUGCCUUUAAACCCCCACCCAUUGCCUUAAGAUGUUGCUUCCACUAUUUAACGAAGUAAGAGUGUGCGAUUUUUGUAAAUGAUUUGUCGUUUGCGGUUAGCAAUGUUUGAAUCACCCCUGUAUGGAGUUGGGGGGGCGGGGUGAUUAUUUUGAAUGAGACUGUAUUCUGUUCUGCGUUUGUAACUUGUCGUUGGGGAUCAUGUGAUGUAAUGGAGAAAAAAAAACCAAGUUCGCUUUCUUUCAAAGUGACGUCGCACUGGGAUGAUAUUUAAAAAAUAAAGACUAAAAUCAUUUUUUACAGUAACGUUUAAUAA
Mobula hypostoma (lesser devil ray) is the source of this 7578-nucleotide messenger RNA. It is a transcript of the gene gas2l1, whose product is annotated as growth arrest-specific 2 like 1. The transcript has 5 exons. Lineage: Eukaryota; Metazoa; Chordata; Chondrichthyes; Myliobatiformes; Myliobatidae. Gene Ontology annotation, molecular function: actin filament binding; microtubule binding; cytoskeletal adaptor activity. Gene Ontology annotation, biological process: regulation of microtubule polymerization or depolymerization; protein localization to microtubule plus-end; actin crosslink formation. The record is from RefSeq and is a predicted model, not a curated record. Gene Ontology annotation, cellular component: actin filament; cytoplasm; stress fiber. The coding region runs from base 563 to 3475 and encodes 970 amino acids.